GAUGGUGGGCUGCGUGGGUUGCUUCUGGGUGCUCCUCUCCUCGGGCCUGGUGGCCGUCUGCAGCUUCAGCUUCCUCUCGCCCGCCUGGAUCGUCAAGGAGCGCGGCGCCGGAGCGCGGCGCUUGGCGGCGGCGGGGCUGCUGGAAGGCGGCGGCGGCGGCGGCGAGGUGAGCUUCGGCUUGCUCUGGCACUGCGCCGAGCCCUGGCGCCACGUGCACGACUGCUACACCUUCGGCGGCCUGGGCCGCUUCAGCGAGAUCCCCUCCGGCUCCUGGCAGACGAGCGCGGUGCUGUGUUCUGGGGGCUGCGCCCUCUUGGCCUUCAGCGCCUUGCUGGCUGUCAUCGUGCUCUUCCUUCCCAGCGGGGCCUGUGAGAGACGGGUGUGUACCCUUGCCAGUUACAUUCAGACUGCAGCGGUGUUCAUCAUGGGUUCUGGGCUUCUGGUCUACCCUUUCGGUCUCGGUUCUGCCACCGUGCGGAGACGCUGUGAGAAUGCGAGCCUUUACUAUGCAGGAGAUUGCCAGAUCGGCUGGGGGUACAUGUUGGCGAUCGUCGGCGUCAUGCUGUCCGUCUUUUUGCCGUUCUUUGCAAAAUAUGCACCAAAAGAGCACGCCUCUCCGACUCCACUACCCACGAUUUUAUAGUAUUUUAUUUGUACCGAACAAAAGACCGGUUCUGUCUGCGACCGAAGGGCAGCAGAAGUAUCAAAGCACUUCCCUUUUUUUUUUUAGCCACAUUGCUAAAAAGAGAGAGAGAUUGAGUCAGACGUUACAAAGACCCAAAGUGCACUGCUAAAGUCUUCCGUACAGGUGACAUAUCCAUCACUCUGGAUCCGCAGCGAGGUCUGAGCGGCUGUUGAGAAUGCUGCGGCGAUCAUCUAUAAUGGCUGAAUGCUUCAGAAGAAAAAAGAAAGACAGAAAUCCGUGUUUGUCCUCGAAGUACCUGUCUACCUCCCAGUUUCUUUGUGUGUGUGUGUGUGUGUUCAGGAUCUUUUUGUCAAGCCUCACCUCGCUUUUUUAUAUCUUAUUAAACGUCAGGGCUUUUUUGAACCCAGUCGUUUGGAACCUGACGGGGCUAUUUUGUUAGAGUUUAUUUAUACGAUAAGCGGAGAGCUUACAAAUCUAGUUUAGUAGAGGCAAACUGUGUGCAAAAAAAAAAAAAAGUAGAAGUGUGUUCUUCCGUUUUGUUUUGUAAAUUGGUACAUGCCGAUAAUGUGCCUGAAUAUUGAAAACGUACAGGCACACCUUUUCGUACAGCCCAAGUAUGACUCUCUGGACCAGCCACGACAUGAUUUGGCUUGUCUUUGCUCAAAAGAGGUGUGUCUGCUUCUAAAAAUACUUGGCCAAUAUUCG
This is a messenger RNA of Heteronotia binoei (common prickly gecko), 1351 nucleotides long. RefSeq names its product LHFPL tetraspan subfamily member 7 (gene LHFPL7). NCBI's taxonomy places the organism in Eukaryota, Metazoa, Chordata, Lepidosauria, Squamata, Gekkonidae. The record is from RefSeq and is a predicted model, not a curated record. Gene Ontology annotation, cellular component: membrane. The coding region runs from base 2 to 643 and encodes 213 amino acids. The transcript is spliced from 3 exons.